Cydia splendana is the source of this 2395-nucleotide messenger RNA. RefSeq names its product serine/arginine repetitive matrix protein 1-like. The record is from RefSeq and is a predicted model, not a curated record. NCBI's taxonomy places the organism in Eukaryota, Metazoa, Arthropoda, Insecta, Lepidoptera, Tortricidae. The coding region runs from base 33 to 1610 and encodes 525 amino acids. The transcript has 6 exons.
CGUGUGACUCUGAAGUUUUGUAAAAUAACGGUAUGGCUUUAAAUAAAGAAAAACUAUAUCUUGUCAAUAAUACUUCAAACUCCGCUGAAGGGGACGUUUCGAUGGAUUCCGUCGAACUGGUGAGGAGAUGUUCUAAAGAGAACACAGCUGAGACAUCUUGGGAUCCGAGUUGUUAUGUUUCAACUCAGGAUAGGAGUAAAGACGAGGGCGAUGUCACCCCGCCGUUCGUGAGUAUUAUGGUGACUGAAGCGUCCAGCCCAUCGCAAAGUAUCGAGAACAUUUCCACGCAGACGGACCCUUGCGAGCUGGUCAUCAACUGCGGAGUUUCUGAGGUGAGCCUAUCGUUCUCAAAAGAUUUCAACACACAAGGUUCCACAUCUACGUCUGAGGAUAACUUACGAACAAAACGAGUAAGACGCGAUUCUCACGAUGAAGACAGAAUUUUUAGACCUUGGAAACGAACCAAAAAUGCAAGUUUUACGCGGUCUCCGAGUUUAAUCAAAGAGAAUAAAACACUCCGGCCCACAGUGUCAUCGAGUCAACUAUCUUCCACAUCGGAUGUCUCGUUUAAGUCAUUGAGCAGUAGUCAAACCUUCAAAGUGAGGAAAAGGAAGCCAAUGUCAGAGUCUAAUUUGUUCAAAGACGCACUCCACAAGUCGAGGAAGAAUAGAAGCUUUAACAAAUCCGGAAACAACACCCCAGGUGGGUCGCCGAGGAGAGAGAGGAGUCACCGCCGGAACGCGCCUAAGAGUUGGAAGUUUGUUGAUCUUUGCACAUGGAUUGGCAUGAAGAGUUACGAGUCCAUAACGGGCAUGCUCCGGGACCCGGCGCGGAAGCACGGGUCAGAGCGAGAAGGACAAGAAGACACAGGCCUUCGAGAGGAAGUGAGAGAGCUGCGACUGUACCUGAAAGAGGUCGAGGGACGGCAAGCACGGCUGGCGUGGGAGAAUGAUGCGCUGCGAGAACAACUAGACAAGAUGAACUCCAAAAUUGAACAGAUGGAGGAGAAGUUCAGGUUGCAGCAGCAGACACCAUCUAGUGGACCCUCCGCACCGCCCCCUCCACCACCGCCACCACCGCCACCUCCACCACCGCCUCCCCCACUACCACCAACAUCAGGACCAAAGCUCGGGCGUUCCAACACAAUACCUAGAUGUGGCUCCGCCCCGCCUAGGACGUCCGGGCCUAGGCUUACGAUCACACCAGAGGAUAUAGCUAAUGUUAAAUUAAGAAAGGCGAAGGAUCACCCAGUCCGCACCAAACCCCAAAACCAACCAAAGCAGCCGCUGGUGACGCAGCACAUGCUACAGACGACUCGCGCGAAACUCAGCCGCUCAAAACCACCCGCGGCAUCUACUCCCAACAAAAUGCUUAAUGACCUAGAGAAAUGCCUCCUCCAAGACACGUGGGUAUCCUCACUCCACCGGCGGCGCUCGACGCGCGCGUCCUUCCGCAGUGCGGAGGAGCUACGCCCGCGCCCCUACCCCACCGCGCGCACACACGCCCCGCGCUCCCCUCGCUCCCCCCGCGCCCCAAGGUCGCCCAGGGCCAGCUCGCUGCCUCGAGGAGCUUUAUCCCCUCUUAAGUAUCAGUUAACUUUACCGAAAUAGCAGAAAUUACUGAACAUGAAUGUCUGACCGUUAGCGCUGUUGUGAUGUCUCCCAGAUUGAGUAUCAAGUUGGAGAAGUAAUUAAAUUAUCAAAAAAAAAAUUUGGUCAGCAGAAAAAUCAGAUGGCAGCAGAUUAGGUUUAGGUUAGACUUUUCCUUCCUAAUUAACGAUUUUUUCUGUUGAAUAAGACAUCAUUUUUUUACAAAUCAGUUAAAUCAUACCUACCUAUAACCUUCCCUUUAACUUCCAUUCGAACUUCUUGAAUUCUAAGUUGUACCACAAUCUCAAAAAGCGCAUACGGUAAAUAUUUUUAGAGUGGGAUUAUGCAAUAAUAUCCAUCAAUGAAGGAGCCAAGGUCAUAGAUGGGUCCCUCCAUUCCUCUCGUUGUAGGUACCUACGGGAAAACAUGUUAAUUUCGAAAUACUGAUGAAGUCAGUAGUAUCAAUAAAUGCUCUAUGAGUAAUCAAUGUUUGUGAUUAUGAUUUAUGAUAAUGUUGAUUGAAGAUUGAUUUUAGAUUAUGUAUCAAUAAAUAUUGACAAUAUUGACGUAUAGGAGUCACAAACGUGAUUCUAAUGAUUGUGAAGCUAAAAGCUUAGAGAUUUUCGGUAUAGCAACGAACUGUAUUACUAUUGCACUGCACUUAUUAAAGUCUAGCACUUUAAUAAGUGCAUGCACAAGAAAAAAAUAUGACUCCCUGACUAGAAUUAUUAAGCCUACAAAAUUACUGGCAAACGUAGUGAAGCCGUAAAUCCAUAUAUCGCUUUUUCACUUGAUUAUUGUAAUAU